AUGCCGAUGCCUGCACGCGAGAUCACCGGGAACGAAAUCAAGCCCGGCGCGACACUGGCACCAGGACACCUCCGCGGCAGGCUCGUCUACACGGCGAGCACGCUCGGCACAGACAAGCGCGGGCCGUGCGUGCAGUUCUCGAUCGCAAAGGCGCUCGACGAGAGCUCAGACUAUGUCGCCGAGGCGCGUGGCGGCAACCGCACGCUCACUUGGAAUCUCUUCUUCGCGCUGUUCUGCACACCGGGAACGGACGAUGCCGCGAUGAGGAAACAGAUGGAGGCUGAUCUCGCGCUCCUCCGGGAUACGCUGACCACGCCGCAACGCAAGGUCACCAUCGACUGUACCGGCAUCAAGGUCCUCUCCCGCGAGUUGGCCGACGACGAUAGUAAAACUAAUCGCAUCACUGUCAUGGCGUAUGGUCCCAGGACGCUGGUGGUUCAGAAUACAGAGAGGGUGUUUGUCCAGCCACCAAAGCCACUGCAAGAAAACAGCGUGUGGUUCAACUCUCCUUCCCUAUCACCUGGCACUAGCAUCGCAUCUCGACCCCUCGCCCGCACAAACUCAAAGGAUAUGCGCCCCGUGACGGAGCACCAACGGCCUCACCUCGAGCUCAUCGCCGCGUCUCGGCAGGCCCUCCCCUCCCGUGGAGCAGCGGCGCACAUACCGACCAACAACAAGGGAAAGGGAAGGGCCAUCGAUCCGGGUCCGACCCGUACCUCUACUGACGCGAGUAUACCCACCAGCCGACCGCAUCGCGACCCGACAACUGGCGGUGGAGGCGGUCGCAUACCCCUCACAUUGGGCAUAGCCUCAUUCGACCAACUGGCACCUGCCCCGCCGUCUACUCCCGACGCUAUCGAAUCGGUGCCGAGCAGCAGCAUCGAAGAGGUCCCCGCGCCGCACGCCCCGACUGCCGCUUUCGACCGGAGGGAGCAGCUGCGCCUUGCACGGGCGGAGGAAGAACGACUGGAGCGUGAACGCGCGCUACAAGAGGUCCAGGCCCGCAUGGUCGAGGAAGCAGGCCCUUCGAAGAAGAGGAGGAUCGACGAACGCGAUCCGGACUGGGGAAGAGCGACAGCCCUGGCCGAGUUUGAACGACCUCCGGUUGUCGACUCGUCGCUUCUGAGGAGUGAACAGCCCGCCGAUUCGCAAGAACGCGAUGACGAGCCCGAGUUGAACCCGUUCGAUCUCAAUGCGUGGGAUAUUCCACGUGAGGACGAAGCGGUAGGGACGAAUAUCACUCGUGCAGACGGUGCAGCGCAAGUUGGAAUCGUGAUGGCUCAUGUGGGUGAGCAGCCCCCCAAACGCCCACGACAGGAGGUCCCCGACGCCGAGGACCGCAGGAAGCGCCUCGAGGCGCAGGCACGGAGUGAUGCCGAGGCGAAUGCUCGCAAAGCCGCCGAGGAGCGCCUAGCUCUGCAGCACGAGGCGACACGGGCUGCCGAAGCGCAGACUCACCUCUUGGAGACUGAACUUCACACCGGCACCUACGUCUACACGCCACUUGGCAAAGUAGUGGACGGAAGCUUCGCCAACGUGCUGGGUGUCAUCGUCGAUGCCAAGGAGCCAAAGCAUCCUCGUCACGGCAGCGGGAGUGAGUUUGACUCUACCGGCAUGCACUGA
Molecule: messenger RNA, 1623 nt
Organism: Vanrija pseudolonga
Lineage: Eukaryota; Fungi; Basidiomycota; Tremellomycetes; Trichosporonales; Trichosporonaceae
Exons: 3
Coding region: 1-1623 (540 amino acids)
Source: RefSeq, a predicted model, not a curated record